CAAUUAACCAGGAUCCCCUAAAUUUCGAAAUCUCCAAUCUCUCCUUAUCGCCUCCUACCGCCUUUAUUUUCUAAAGCUACAACAAAUAGCAGCCGUCUUCUCGCCCUUUUUUCCCCCCUCUCCUUCACAACAAUUCCAGCGUCGGCACAGGCUCAUCAGCAUUUCCUACCUUAGCAUUUGAGUCUUUCUUUCGCUCAUAGGAAGGUUUGGUUUGUUCAUCCGCUGUUGGUUUUACCUAGAUUCCCCUUUCGCCACCAUGGCCACGAUAAAUGCCACUGUCGCUGGCGUCUUCAGCCAUCCCGAUACGUAUCUAAACGUAUUCGAGGAAGUCACAAAAUACAAUGUCCACCUCAACGUGGUAGAGCGCGCUUGGGCGGCCUGGUAUCUAUGGAUGCAGAACGACACAUUAGCGACGGGUAUCAUGAGUUUUUUCAUGCACGAGAUCAUCUACUUCGGCCGGUGUAUACCCUACAUGGUCCUCGACCGAAUCCCUUUUUUCAACCGCUACAAGAUCCAAAACCAGAAGAUCCCGACGUGGAAAGAGCAAUGGGAAUGUGCCAUGCUGGUUCUUCUCAGUCAUGUUACCGUCGAACUACCUCAGAUCUGGCUUUUCCACCCUAUCGCUACCUACUUCGGCAUGGACUACGGUGUUCCCUUCCCUAAGCUCUCGACGAUGGCUCUGCAAAUCGCUGUCUUCUUUGUUGUCGAAGACGCAUGGCAUUACUGGUUACACCGAGCACUACACUACGGUCCCCUAUACAGGAUGAUUCACAAGCUUCACCACACCUACUCCGCCCCCUUCGGUCUGGCUGCUGAGUACGCCUCGCCGAUUGAGACUAUGCUUCUCGCUCUCGGAAGCGUCGGAAGUCCCAUUGUCUGGGUUUCUCUAACCGGGGACCUUCAUCUGUUCACCAUGUACAUGUGGAUUGUCGGCCGUCUAUUCCAGGCCAUCGACUCACACAGCGGAUACGACUUCCCCUGGAGCUUGAGGCACUUCCUGCCCUUCUGGGCCGGUGCCUUCCACCACGACGUCCACCACGAGAAGUUUAUCGGAAACUACUCCUCCAGCUUCACAUGGUGGGACUGGAUGCUCGACACCGAAUCCGGUCCCGAGGCCGCCAGGCGCCGCCGCGAGAGGAAGCUCAAGGCUAUCAAGGCCAAGAAGGCCGAGUAAAGAGGCUCCAUAACCUCACAACAUUAGGAUGUGCACUGGGACGGUGGGCAGGUCAGCUAGUGGCAUUCCGCCGAUUCCCGAUGCUUACUCCUGGCCAUCAAGAUUGAUUGCUGGCCAUUGGGAGGAGAUUGCCCGAUGCCGUAAGACGCAGCACCUAAGGGAACGAUACUUUACGAUUUUGUCGAUCGUUAAUUCUAAUAGACAUGGGGCUGGCCGACUUAAUACAACUUUGUAAUUGUGACGAAGAGAAGAGAUACUACUAUCAUAGAUUAAUAAUAGCCU
This is a messenger RNA of Daldinia vernicosa, 1456 nucleotides long. Its product is annotated as C-4 sterol methyl oxidase. Gene Ontology annotation, molecular function: iron ion binding; C-4 methylsterol oxidase activity. The record is from RefSeq and is a predicted model, not a curated record. Gene Ontology annotation, biological process: ergosterol biosynthetic process. Bases 257 to 1174 code for a protein of 305 amino acids. The transcript has 3 exons. NCBI's taxonomy places the organism in Eukaryota, Fungi, Ascomycota, Sordariomycetes, Xylariales, Hypoxylaceae.